Messenger RNA from Cantharellus anzutake, 834 nucleotides. RefSeq lists its product as uncharacterized. The coding region runs from base 1 to 834 and encodes 277 amino acids. The record is from RefSeq and is a predicted model, not a curated record. The transcript has 3 exons. NCBI's taxonomy places the organism in Eukaryota, Fungi, Basidiomycota, Agaricomycetes, Cantharellales, Hydnaceae.
AUGAUCAAGUCAGCCACGCCGCAAUCUUCGAAACUUCGUCGCGUCCCACCGACCUCUGUGAUCAAGUCAACCACACCGCAAUCUCUGAAACGUCUAACAUACUUCGUCAUCUGUCCCGACAGCCUUGCCUUAGGUCCAAUGUCUCAGGGUGUCAGAAUUGUCAGGGAUCUCCGUGAUAAAAUUUAUGAGAAGCACAAGCUGCUGCGUGACGAGUACAAUGUCGGCGCGCUUGUCUUGUACAAGAAGCCUGAUAAUUUGACGAUAAGGGGCGAUGGAAAGCUUAUUGAUAGAGCAACGGGUAGUAUAACUACGAAGAUCCUCUUGAUGGUCCUGAUGAUGAAGCAAACGACAUUUUUGGACAAGACUCCAGGCCCAUGUGGUAGUCAAAACGGCCAAUACAGAUGCGCAAUACUUCUUUGUUCACACAUUGUUGACUUCUCAGUAUGCUCCGCCUAUCCAACAGUCUCUCUUAUCACUGAGAAGGAUCCACUUUACGGCGGCUUGGCCAUCAUCCGCAACCACCUCUGGGGAAAUGAGGGUCGCUUGCGUGGACUCAUUACUCGCUCCUCGAUCCACGUACCCGACCUUGAUGAUCUCAAUAACAAAUCUCAAGAAUCUAAGCCAGAGGACGUCACGAUGGGUGACGCUACGGCGAAAACUGGAGCACUGUUCUACAACCUGAUGGAGAUCCCGAACGUGCCGUGGAAUAUAUCCGAGGUGCUCGAAAUGAGAUUUUUAUGUGCGGAACGAAUACAACGAGCUCGAUGCAUUCGUGGAGGAGCAGAGACAAUCAGAUAUCGCUGGGUUCCAUCGGCGCAGACCGAUUUUGCUUAA